UCAGCGCCUGUGUUUCGGAAGUAGCAGGUUAGCGUGAGAUUAGCUCGCUCGCUAAUGGUUUCUGUUAGAAACGCUCCGUGCUCGAGUUUCUAAUGGUGUUAUUUGGACGUUGGAGUUAUUUGGCUUAUGGUCGCAGUGUCCAGUUUGUGAGAAAUGCAGGACGACUAUAACUUACCGGAAAUAGGAUUUGUGCAACAAAUUCUGAGUUUGAAUUUGGUCCCAAGGAAGAAUGCUACCUGUGGGAGGAACGACACGUCCCUGUGCGACUUCUCAGAGAUGUGGUAUGGGGUGUUCCUGUGGGCUGGAGUGUCCUCACUGGUGUUCCACCUUCCCGCAGCUCUACUGGCCCUCGCCACUCUCCGGGGACAUAAGAUGGCACGCUUCUUUCCCCUUGCCAUCAUGCUCAUGGCCAUCAUAGGUCCUCUUUUGGGAGGCGUGCUCACUAGUGCAGCCAUAGCGGGGGUCUAUAUGGCAGCAGGGAAGAGGAUGAUCUCGUUGGAGGCUUUUGUGUUUGGAGUAGGACAGUCUUUCUGCAUUCUUGUCAUCUCUUUCCUCAGAGUGUUGGCCACGCUGUAGCACUGAGCCACCGAGGACAGUGACCGCAGUGGACUCGCUUCACUUCCCAUGGAUGUUAUAUGCAAAAACACUGAAGCCUUAUUUUCCACGUGUGUCCCCAGAACUCUUAUUUCCAUGUGCACUUAUAGUGCAGUUUUUCACCUAAAAGGUUUCAGGUGGACAUUCUUUCUCUGUGAUCAGUCUACAGAUGACGAGCUGUUUUUAAAAUCAGAGCUGUACUUCGUACACGUUUCUUGCACUUGAGCUUAUGUAUAAAGUAUGCAGCCGAACGUUACAGGAGAAAGCUGCAAAUGGCUGCAAACCGAUCCUCAGAGCAACAUUGUUAGAAUCUUCUAAAUAAGAUUUAACUUUCCCUGUGGUUUAGAGAGGUGUGUGUCGUCACCAUGAUCUCACACCAUUCUGAGUCCACUUUCUGAGGUAGUGAUAAUUGUCUUUGCAGUUACACAGCUAUGAGUCUUAAUGCUAUUUGACUUAAUUCAACAGAGAUUAGGCUCAGGUUAAACUAGUUUGAGUUUAUAUACACUAAAGUCCAUUACAGCUUCCUCAUGUUCUAAUUGUCUAAAACAUUUUACCUUUAUUUUACACUGAGCAAACCAUUUCAUAGGCUAAAUGAUCUAGGUUUUUUUUCAGUACAUAGUUGUACAUUUGUUUGUUUUUUAACCUGAGAAGUUUGAUGACUAUUUCUACUUUGCGUAUAGAGUACUCCAACACACUCGCAAUUUGUGAUUUUUUUUUUUUUUUUUUUUUUGCAGUUAAAUCAUUCUACAUUUAAAAAAUCAGCUUUAUUUAUUUAAACAUGCAUUACUACACUCACAAAGCACUUUAUUAGGAACACCUGUACAUACUAUACUCAUUCAUGCAAUUAUAUAAUCAGCCAUUUCUUGUGGCAGCAGUGCAAUGCAUGAACUCAUGCAGAUAUGGGCCAGGUAAUUGGGUAAUGUUCACAUCAACCAUCAGAAUGAUGAAGAAAUGUGAUCUCUAGUGAUUGAUAAACUGCUGAUCUCCUGGGGAAUUUUCACACACAACCAUCUGUAUAGUUUACAAAAAAACCCAUCCUGUGAGCAGUGGGUCUGCAGGCUGAAACUCCUUGUUGAUGAGAGAGAUCAGAGGAGAAAGUUGAAGUGUAAAGUUCAACACAAACUGCAAAGAAAAAAAAAUCACCUUGUCUGUCCUGCCUUGAUUGAGUCUGUGCCCAUGAUAGCAACAGAUUCUUGUUCUUGGCUGACAGGAGUGGAACCUGAUGUGGUCUUCUGCUGUUGUAGCCCAUCCACCUCAAGGUUUGAUGUGUUAUGCAUGCAUCCUUCCUGUCAGCUCAAACCAGUCGGGUCAUUCUCCUCUGAUCUCUCUUGUCAGUAAGGUGUUUCAGGUACAGACCUCUGCUCACAGACCUCUGCUCACAGGUUUUUGGUUUUUUUUGCACCAUUCUCUGUAGACUCUACAGUGAAAAUCCCAGGAGAUCAGCAGUUUCUGAAAUACACAAACCAGCCCAUCUGGUACCAACAUCCACACCACGGUUAAAGUUCCAGAGAUCACUUUUUAACAUUAAGUAAACCUGUAGCUGCACGUUUCUUUUUGUUUGUUUGUUGUUUUUUUUUGCAUUGUGCUGCUGCUACAUGAUUGGCUGAUUUAGAUAACUGCACAAAUGUACAGGUGUUCCCAAUAAAGUGGACAUUGAGUAUAUAUUGUUCCAUUGGUAUUAUUCUCAUAUUCCACAAGAAACAACCUAAAUUAUUUUUGUCUGCUAUGUGAACGUGUAUCUUCAAAUUUUUUUUGGCUUUCCACCAAAGAGAUUUUAAUGCUAAUAUAAAGUUAUUGAAUAAUUUACCUACGGUGACCUUUUGAUCUUGUCCUGAAAAGGCUUUAUGCAAUUAAAUCACUCCUAACUCAACAAGCACAGCAUAACCGUUAAAAUAAUUUAACUUACUGCCACUAGAAAUAAAAGGCUCCUUCGUUUACAUAGAUUCAAGCACUGCUUUUGAUCUGGCAAAGUAAUGUCUUGUGCUACUAAUCCAUCAGAAACGAUGACUGGAGGCAGCAACGCAGAUGGAGUAUUGCUGAAUAGAUCGCUCAGUCAUGUGUAAUCGCAGCGCUCAGAGUAAGAGGCAGGUUCAGCUGCUGUUGUGUUGUAGCAGUUUGUCUCAGGUAAUCUGUCAGAGUACGGGAUUUACUUAAAGGUAGAUUUCAGAAAAAAAAAAAACAUGCUAAUGUGUAAAACACAAAUGAUUACCCAUUAGCAUGAUCCGAUUUGCAUAACACAGACUGGUCCUAAAUAGUUUAUAAUCCUUUAUCCCUUUUUUCACAGCAGAUUACAUUGCAUUCUCUAGUUAUAUAAGGCCUAUAAUUCUUUUUUUUUUUCCUUCAAACCUCGGUAACAGUGUGGACUGUGAAAGAAAUCCUCACCCUUUAAAGCUGGCUGCAGCUGGAAUGUUUGGCAGGUUUGGCAGCUGUGGUUCAGAUUGAAAGUUUCCUUAUUCUGAGUUUAUGAUCCAUUUCACAUAUCGAUAUAUUUUUCUAAAAUUCAUCUAGCCUCCUUUAGUCAACACAGUGACUCACCAGUGUUUUCCUCAUCUGUCUUUGUUUUCACUGAAAAACAGAUUAUUUCAUGUAUAAUAUGGGUCUAUGGUUUGAUUUUCUUAUUGUGUAGAGGUGUUCGUUUUCAAACUGUACAUUAAGUGCCGAUUGUCAAUAUUUUCAUGUAAUAAAAGAGUUUAGAUUCUA
Molecule: messenger RNA, 3294 nt
Organism: Ictalurus furcatus (blue catfish)
Lineage: Eukaryota; Metazoa; Chordata; Actinopteri; Siluriformes; Ictaluridae
Gene: tmem170a
Product: transmembrane protein 170A
Exons: 3
Coding region: 154-576 (140 amino acids)
Biological process (GO): endoplasmic reticulum tubular network organization
Cellular component (GO): endoplasmic reticulum membrane
Source: RefSeq, a predicted model, not a curated record